ACGCAUAUUGACCAGCACAUGAGGAUGCCGUCGGCGGCGACGGCGUUAGCGGCUCUCGUAAUGCUCUCGGCAGUGGUCGAAUGUAUCGCGUGUGCAGAUAAGGUCGUGCGCCUGGAUCUACGUCCGGUUCCUGGCGUUCGGAGCUUGCAGGCAAGUUCACCGUUCAACGAACAACGGGUAGACGGAACAUUUUCGUCGCACUCGGCGGAGCUGUACUUAGGUGUGCCUCCACAGAAAGCGACUGUCGUCAUCGACACGGGAAGCGCCGUCACGGCUGUCGUGUGUGCGACGUGCACAGACUGCGGAGUGCACAAUAGGCCUCCAUACGACCCGACGAAAUCCACCACGGCAAAGCCCUUGGCCUGCAGCGACUCUCGGUGCUUGUCGUGUUCUUCGCAGCAGUGCACGAGAGGCCAGACGUACGCCGACUCGAGCUCUUUCGAAGCGUUUCUUGUGUCGGAACUGGCCAUGCUGGGAAACUUCAACGGGAGCCACUCGUCGUCGUACGUCCAAGCGAACGGAGUUUCCUUUGUCGUGGGCUGCCAGACGUCUGUCACUGGUGGGUUCAAAACCCAUCCCGAAGCAGGCAUCAUGGGCAUGCAGCAAGACUCGUCCACGAUCUUGGCGGCCAUGGUUCGAGAAGGUCGCGUCAGUCGAAACGCGUUCUCACUCUGCUUGGCCCCUCUCGGCGCUGGCACGAUCGUGCUUGGCGGUGUCAGCGAUCACCUGAACGUGGGUGCCAUGAAGCAUACGCCGCUCGUGCGUCCUGCUGCCAACAAGUACUACUCCGUCGACGUCAUCGAUCUCUUGGUCGGGAACGAGUCCCUUGGACUGGACAGGACGGCAUUUAUUGGGUUUGGUGGUCAAACUGGGCGAUCCUUUGUCUUUGACAGCGGAUCCACCAUCUCUCAACUGCCCCCGGGUGUCCAUGACAAGCUGCUUCAAGUUCUACAAGCUGCCACGGGCAACCCUUCGUUCGGAGUCGGAGGUACUGCCGUCGUGCCUGCAGACGUAAUGGCAAAAUUGCCGACGCUGCGGUUCGUCCUGGAAGCAGUCGCGGAAGAAGGCGGGUUCGUGCAUCUUGUGGUCCCUCCCGCGCAGUACAUCCUCACAAGUCCACGCAGUUCGAUCCAAACGGUUGGAUUUCGAAAAGGAGGAGGCGGCAUUGGAGGGGUGCUUGGCGCCAACGUUAUGCUGAACCACAACGUCGUGUUCGAUUUGGACAAGCAGCGCGUUGGAAUCGCGCCAGCGACGUGCAGCAACACGCGAGAAACAGUGACCGACAUCGUACGCCAGCCGAGCACGCCAGCGACGACCCACACCACUGUAGCCCCUCUGUCGGUAGCCACAUCGAGCAGUUCGGUGGCGUCUCCAGCGCACGUCGUCCUUGGCGUCGCCGUCGCUCUUCUUUCGUCCACGUAAUGGCACGCACAAAACCACUCGCAUGACCGGCCGUUGUCUGUGCAAACAAGUCGCUCACGAUGUUCGAUGGUGGCAGCCAUCCCCAGUCGUUCCGAUGCUCAAGACAGCGGGACCUCCAUCAAGCACCUUGUCCUGCUUGUGUCGGGCAGCCUGGACGACUUUUUCAUUCAGAGACAUAUAAGAGAACAAUGGAAGAUGGACAAAGGAGUCGAUGUAGAUUACGUUCGUCGGCGCUUCUUUGAGUCGCG
Molecule: messenger RNA, 1670 nt
Organism: Aphanomyces invadans
Lineage: Eukaryota; Oomycota; Saprolegniomycetes; Saprolegniales; Verrucalvaceae
Exons: 7
Coding region: 19-1422 (467 amino acids)
Biological process (GO): proteolysis
Molecular function (GO): aspartic-type endopeptidase activity
Source: RefSeq, a predicted model, not a curated record